Messenger RNA from Rana temporaria (common frog), 1744 nucleotides. Its product is annotated as early nodulin-75-like. Lineage: Eukaryota; Metazoa; Chordata; Amphibia; Anura; Ranidae. The record is from RefSeq and is a predicted model, not a curated record. The coding region runs from base 1 to 1377 and encodes 458 amino acids. The transcript has 3 exons.
AUGACCGGGGCCCCCACAACCACUGGGGGAGGGACAGGACAUUCCUCCUAUGCACUGAGAAGACGCCCGUUCUGCUCCGCCCACACCACUCCUCCCAAUCCACUCUGCUCCACUCCUCCCAAUCCACUCUGCUCCGCCCACACUACUCCUCCCAAUCCACUCUGCUCCGCCCACACUACUCCUCCCAAUCCACUCUGCUCCGCCCACACUACUCCUCCCAAUCCACUCUGCUCCGCCCACACUACUCCUCCCAAUCCACUCUGCUCCGCCCACACUACUCCUCCCAAUCCACUCUGCUCCACCCACACUACUCCUCCCAAUCUACUCUGCUCCGCCCACACUACUCUUCCCAAUCCACUUUGCUCCGUCCACACUACUCCUCCCCAAUCCACUUUGCUCCGCCCACACUACUCUUCCCAAUCCACUUUGCUCCGUCCACACUACUCCUCCCCAAUCCACUUUGCUCCGCCCACACUACUCCUCCCUAUUCACUCUGCUCCGCCCACACUACUCCUCCCUAUUCACUCUGCUCCGCCCACACUACUCCUCCCUAUUCACUCUGCUCCGCCCACACUACUCCUCCCUAUUCACUCUGCUCCACCCACACUACUCCUCCCAAUCCACUCUGCUCCACCCACACUACUCCUCCCAAUCCACUCUGCUCCGCCCACACCACUCCUCCCUAUCCACUCUGCUCCACCCACACCACUCCUCCCUAUCCACUCUGCUCCGCCCACACCACUCCUCCCUAUCCACUCUGCUCCACCCACACCACUCCUCCCAAUCCACUCUGCUCCGCCCACACCGCUCCUCCCAAUCCACUCUGCUCCGCCCACACCGCUCCUCCCAAUCCACCCUGCUCUGCCCACACCACUCUGCUCCGCCCACACCACUCCCAAUCCACUCUGCUCCACCCACACCACUCCUCCCUAUCCACUCUGCUCCACCCACACCACUCCUCCCUAUCCACUCUGCUCCGCCCACACCACUCCUCCCUAUCCACUCUGCUCCACCCACACCACUCCUCCCAAUCCACUCUGCUCCACCCACACCACUCCUCCCAAUCCACUCUGCCCACACUACUCCUCCCAAUCCACUCUGCUCUGCCCACACCACUCUGCUCCGCCCACACCACUCCUCCCAAUCCACUCUGCUCCGCCCACACCACUCCUUCCAAUCCACUCUGCUCCGCCCACACUACUCCUUCCAAUCCACUCUGCUCCGCCCACACCACUCCUUCCAAUCCACUCUGCUCCGCCCACGAGGCUCUGCGCCCAGCAGAGGACGGACAUCUCUGGACCGGAAGUAAUUCCUUAUUUAUUCCUGAAGUUGUUCCAUUCUGACACUCCGAGGAAUGCGCCGUGCCUGGCUCUAUGACUGCACUUUUCUGGGACCGCACAGAUUCCUGGUUGGUGGAUCUCCAGCUGGAAACCCUUUAAGACGCUGAAGGACAAAAGUCGAUCUGUUUGGAUUGCUAUGUGUGAUGACGGCGAUCACUGACCUCCUUCUGAAAAUGCUGGCUGCCUGGCUGUCAUGAUGAUCCUCUGGAUUCAGUAUUGUCCCUGGCCCAGAACAAACAUGCACUUUUCACUUUCUAAUCUGAGGGCUGAUUACAGCGACCUGUUCAGUACGGAGGCCACCGACAGCCAGGCAAAGAGCAUUUUCACAGGAUAAUGACUACUGAGACCCUCAAAAUCCUCUCAGUUCCGAUGAAUUGAAAUAAAUCUCACAAAAUUCAUUCAAA